AUGAAAAUGUCAAUAGUUAAGUAUAUAAUUGCUAUAUCUACUGGUAUAUUCCUGAGAUCAACAAUUUCAUUACAUUCAUAUUCUGGAGAAAAUAAUCCACCAAUGUAUGGUGAUUUUGAGGCACAAAGGCAUUGGCAAGAAGUGACUGUGAAUCUUCCCAUAAAAGACUGGUACGAGAAUUCAACUGACAAUGAUUUGCUUUAUUGGGGACUAGAUUAUCCGCCAUUAACAGCAUAUCAUAGCUUCAUAAUUGGUCAUUUUGCAAAAUAUAUCAAUGAGUCAUACGUGGCACUGCAUACGUCUCGUGGAAUUACCACAGACGAUCACAAAUUUUUCAUGCGAAACUCUGUUUUGAUGUCUGACAUAUUGAUUUAUAUUCCGGCAAUGCUCUUAAUAUGUCAUGUGAUAUUCAGCAAGCUUCUAAAAAUGAACAAAGAAAAAUCGGAAUCAUUUUACUGGCUAUUUGUGCUUAUAGCUUUAUGUUAUCCAGGACAACUUUUAAUUGACAAUGGACAUUUCCAAUACAACAAUAUGUCGUUAGGUUUAGCAGCACUAGCUAUAUCUGUAAUUCUAUUAGACAAACGAAUUAUUGGAGCUAUUUUAUUUGUACUUUCAUUGAACUAUAAGCAAAUGGAAUUAUAUCAUGCAGUUCCAUUCUUCUGUUACUUACUUUCAAACAGCUUUGUUGAAUCAGACAGUCACAGGAGACAUUCAUUCGUUGGCAGUGUAGUAAGAUUAUUUAAGUUGGGAAUCAUUGUAGCUAUAACUUUUGUGAUAAUAUGGACUCCAUGGUUGUUCUCAAUGAGCUCGUUCUUACAAGUACUUCAUCGAAUAUUUCCAAUUUAUCGAGGGGUCUUUGAGGAUAAAGUAUCAAAUGUCUGGUGCAUCGUAAACGUGUUCAUGAAGAUAAAGGACAAUUUUACAAAUGAAGAAAUGGCUAAAAUUUGUCUGGGAUGUACUGCAACAGCUUUAGUUCCGAGUGCUGUAAACCUUCUUUUUAAUCCAAAAAAGAAGCAAUUCCUCUAUGCGUUAAUUAAUAGUUCCUUGGCAUUUUUCCUAUUUUCAUUUCAAGUUCACGAGAAAUCAAUUCUAAUUGUGGCAAUUCCUGUCAUCUUAAUUUUUCCGUUAGAACCAUUCAUGUCAUUUUGGUUCUUACAAGUCUCUACGUUCAGCAUGAUUCCAUUACUCGUUAAGGAUGGGCUUAUAACAGCAUAUAUUGGACUUAGUGGAAUGUUCUUCUUGAUGACAAAAAUUAUAAUCGACAAUACGAGAAGUAAAAAGCAAGAGAACCUUAAUUUUUUACAAAUUUUAUGGAACAUCAAUUUUAACAAAAGCAGGAAAUGGAUUGAAAUAUUAUUUACUGGAUGUUAUGUCCUGUCGACAAUUGUUCAAUUGGGUUUAUUUUUAGGAAAUUUCUAUAUAUCUCCACCUGAACAUUUGCCGUUCCUUCAUUCAUUGUUAAUAUCAGCAUUCAGUUGCUGUCACUUUCUUUUUUUCUUGUUCUAUUUUAAUAUUAAGCAGCUUCUGCUGAAUUAA
This is a messenger RNA of Chironomus riparius, 1536 nucleotides long. The record is from the annotation of a GenBank genome assembly. NCBI's taxonomy places the organism in Eukaryota, Metazoa, Arthropoda, Insecta, Diptera, Chironomidae.